AUUAACUGUUCUUCUUGCGGAAACGCGUUUGUUUGGAUGACAACACCAGUGACGAUCACGAUGUGGAUAAUACCUUUGGAUUGAACCAACGGAAUGCAUACAAAGCGUAGUUUUUUUUUCUGUCAGUAGCUUCGCUUCUCCAACUUUAUAAUCUGCCUCCGGGGUCAUGGAUAAAACGAUGUUCCAGCUGAGGCUGUUCGUUCACCAGCGGAUGUACACGGCAGCUGAGGAAAUCCUCGUACAAUUUGAAAAAACUAUCAUGCUAGCUUUCUCAGAAGCCGAAGGCGGCUGGUUGAAAACGGGGUUUGAAGGAUGUUCAUUGGCCAGUUCUUCCUCAGAGCCGGCAGGUGAAGUGGAUGCGUCGGUGCUGCAGGAAAACCAAGAUUCCAGCUUAACUGAGCAGUCAGACUUCAGUCUGGAUCCUGAAGUUCCAGGACCCUCACAGCCUUGUGCUGAUUUGGACUACGAUGGCUGGAAUUUAGUUGAAACAGGUUUUGUGAAAUCUGAGAUAAAAGAGGAGCAAGGAGAUGUUGUGGAAGAAAUCCAAACACCUAAGAUUGUUGUAGCUCCACGUGACCAGAAGCAGGAGGAGAGGAUGAACGACGCUGGAGAAGCUGGUCUCCGGAACGAUGGAGCAGAAGUAUCAGGUGUAGAUGGUUCUGUUAAAAGACAACCAGAUCGUCAUUUCUGUCAUUUGUGUGGCAAAUCAUUUCUGUACGCUGGUGCUUUGAUGAGGCACACAGCAAAACACGAAAGCAAAACGGAUUGCGGCAUAUGCGGUUUGAAACGCCAAUCAACGAAAAGGCUGAUCGCUCAUUUGAAAAGUUUCCACAGCACCUCCGUCUUCUGUGACAUCUGCGGACGAAUUUACAGCCAUAAAAAUAGUCUCAAAACACACAAAAUAAAACACACAGGAAACAAAGAUUUUGUGUGCCAAGAGUGUGGGAAAAGUUUUUUCCUUAGAGCUCAUCUGGUGGCUCACGUGAGGACGCACUCUGGUGACAAACCCUUUAAAUGUAACAUCUGUGGGAAAACUUUCACUCAGGGCCAGACCCUCCUGGCCCACAAAAGAGGUCACCGGGGAGAAAAGCCCUACGGUUGUGUUUUCUGUGGCAAACGCUUUGUAACGAGCAGUAGUUUAAACAAACACGUGCGGUUCCACACAGGAGAAAAGCCCUACCCAUGCAACAUUUGUGGUCGAACGUUUCGAGCUAAUGGACAAAUGACUCGUCAUAGAGCGACGCAUUUAUCAGAGAAGCCUUAAGCCUGCCUUGUUGGAGGAAUUGCUGCUGAUUUAAAGGAUGCAGGAGAAAUCACAAAACCGAAAAGAUAACCAGAUGAGCGUCAAGCUACAGGGUGGAUUAAGCUACUGGGUGACUUCCUUAACUCAUUCAGUGCCUUUAGUCGUCAUUUGCAUUUAUUAACUGUUUGGGCAUCGGAACAAGCCCCCACGCCGAGAGAACAAACAUCUCAGCUCUAAAGCCGAUCUUCAUCCGCGUACGUUACACGUCACAUGAUCAGGAAGCAGAAAACCCAUGUGUUAGGAGAUCGUUUUGGGCUGUUCCUGUAAAAAAAUGUGAGGCGCAAACCGGAAAAGUGUCUGCCCAUCACAAUUCGACAACGGAUUAUGAAAGAACGGAUAACGCUCGAAACACGCAGAUUCUUCCUGAUGUAAGAGGUCAGUCUCUGCUUUGUUUUGGCGUCAACGUCAUCCUCGCGCGCAACGUUCUGUGACUCUUAAAAAAACAGUAAAAACAGCGAGAAACGCUGGCAGCGAAGGGCUUUAUCGAUCAGGAAGCAGCUGGCAGCGAAUGAGUUAAAGAGGGACUGCACACCAUCAGAAAACGUAACUUAACCCCUUGUCAAGAUUUUAAAAAUGCUAUGAAAGUGGGAGAGAUUCCUGUUUGGCUAACUGGUUAGCGUGUGUGAUUAUCACUUAGGAGUAAGGGGAUCGAAUCCUGUUUGGGCUGCGCAGUGGUUAGAGCCUUGCAGCGAGAAGGUCCUGGGUUCGAUUCCCGGCCUGGGAUCUUUCUGUAUGGAGUUUGCAUGUUCUCCCUGUGCAUGCAUGGGUUCUCUCCGGGUACUCCGGCUUCCUCCCACAGUCCAAAAACAUGACUGUUAGGUUGAUUGGUCUGUCUAAAUUGUCCUUAGGUGUGAGUGUGUGUGCAUGGUUGUUUGUCCUGUGUGUCUCUGUGUAGCCCUGCGAUGGACUGGCUCUCUGUCCAGGGUGUACCACCUACUUGCCCAUUGACUGCUCGCGAUAGGCACCAGCCCCCCCCCCCCAACCGCAACCCUGCGUGGACAAAGCGGGUUCAGAAGAUGGAUAGAUGGUAUGAAAGUGGGCAUUGCCAGGAGGCACAGAGUGGCAUGGCCAAGUGCGGGAAAUUUCCAUCCUGGGAGGGAGGGGGAGUGGGAGGAGACUACCGAUGAUGUGAAAUAGUACCAGCCCCAGUCACUCACAAGUUUAAAAUGCUGUAGCCGUUGUUCUGCCACAAGGGGCAGCACUAAGAUGUUUUUAGACCUAGAUUCUGAUUUAAUCAAGUUUACACAAACAUGUCAAAAAUGCACAGAAACAGAAAGAUUGCAUUUGUAAAGACUCAAUUAUACAGUUUAUAAACAAAAAAUGUUACUUUGGGGUUUAGUUUCUCUUUAAAAGGCAACAUUACACAAAAGGAAAAGAAGAUUCACCUCCUGAGUUUUGUUCUGAUAAGUUUAGUUCCUUAGUAAUAAAAAUGAGCUUGGACAAGACUUACAACAUGUCUUACAAAUAAAGUAAUUUGUAGUAAAGUUAGAAAAAACUUGGUUCUGAAUGAGUCUGGGAUAGAAACAGACCCAACAGCACGAGAGUUGUGUGGCUAAAAGUGCUUUUUCUGGUCUAAAUGUAAUAUAUGGUAUAUCUUUACAUUUCUGUGGUACAAGUUGGAGGACAGUGCUCAUAUUGUUUAAUUUGCUGACUUUGAUCCACUUUCUGUGGUGAUUUCAUGUGUUUGAGUCGUUUUUUCAUGCUUGAAUCAAAAAUCCUGUUUCAUAAUAAAUUGUAUUAUUAUUCUG
This is a messenger RNA of Nothobranchius furzeri (turquoise killifish), 3051 nucleotides long. Its product is annotated as zinc finger protein OZF. Gene Ontology annotation, biological process: regulation of transcription by RNA polymerase II. NCBI's taxonomy places the organism in Eukaryota, Metazoa, Chordata, Actinopteri, Cyprinodontiformes, Nothobranchiidae. The record is from RefSeq and is a predicted model, not a curated record. Gene Ontology annotation, molecular function: RNA polymerase II cis-regulatory region sequence-specific DNA binding; DNA-binding transcription factor activity.